ACGCAACCCUGCUGCCAGCUGUUUACAAGUUUAAGUGAGCUACUAAAAACUAGAGCUGAGUACAGCAGGUCCAGGAAAAUAAUUUUGGUUCGAACUAUCAGAAAAUGCCAUCCGAGGCGGAAGCACAACCAAACAAAAAGCCACGUUUGGAUGGCUUUUCGCUAAGCGCAAUGGAAGAAAUGAAAGUCCGUGCUCAAGAAGCAAACAUCAACAGCGAAACUUUACGUCAAUUUCAAGUGUUGGAUGAAGUGCAGUGUUCAGGGAGUGAAUCAGAGAACGAAACCAAUGGUAAUAAUAAAGACCAACUGGCCGAGGAGUAUGAUUCAUCUGAUUUAGAUCUAGAUGAUGAUGAAAUUGAAAAUCUAUUAAAUGAAAACUUACCUGACGACCUCAAGGAAUCUAAAAGGCCGAAAUAUGAGGAACGUUUUAAAACAGUAUUAGAAGAAAAGGGACAUAAUCAUUUUGAAGUACUACCGGAAGGAUGGGUACAAGUAACGCACAAUAGUGGUAUGCCAUUAUUCCUACAUAAAAAAGCACGUGUUGUAUCAGCAUCAAGACCUUAUUUUUUAGGAGCUGGGAGUGUUAGAAAACACGCUAUUCCAUUAGGCGCUGUACCGUGUCUAAAUUAUAGGCGUGCUUUGGAGGAGGAACGGUUAGAAAAAUUGAAGCAAGCAAAUUUAAUGGAACCUAACCAAAAUAACGCAACAAGAGAGACUGAAAAUGAAUGCCCUUUACUUGAAGAAACUCCAAUGGACUUAGAUCAAAACGUACAAAAUGCAGCAGAAAGCAAUGAUAAUAACGUAAUACCUACGGAAACUCAAAAUUCUAUUGUUAAAAAUGUCAUACCUCCUGCCAAAAUUAUGACUGUCACUGAAAAUACACAAAACGAGUCCUUAACACCGGAUCAAUUAAAUGAAUAUUGCAAAAGUCUAUUUAAGUUUAAGGAUAUACGAGUACUGAGAUUUAAUUCGUGGAAUGCAAGACGAAAGUUUACAAAAAAUCGCAAACAUAUAAAGAACCUGCAACGGCCUACCUUACCAGAUGGCACUAAGCUAAUUAAAUUUCCUAUACUUGCGCCUAGUGGCGAGUCAAAUCAACACACGCGCGGACGUAAGGAGUGGAUUAUGAAUCCAAAUAAUAAAAGCUACGUUUGUAUUUUACAUGAAUAUGUACAACAUGCCUUGAAAAAACAGCCAACUUAUGAAUUUAAGGAGUUGGAAAAUGCUGCAACGCCAUAUUCCGCCACUGUGUCCAUCAAUAAUUUAAAAUACGGCACCGGAUUUGGUACUAGUAAGAAACAGGCGAAAUCUGAUGCUGCACGAGAAACAUUGGAAAUCUUAAUACCGGAUAUGAAGGAUAAAAUAACCGGUGUUCAACAGGAUAAGGCUGCAACGAAAACAAUACAUAAGGAUUUGUCGGUGUUCGAUGAUAUAAAAAUUGAGGAUCCUCGCGUAGCUGAAUUUUGUAAUAAGACAACUGAACCGUCACCGCAUGUUAUUCUAUUGACUUGUCUACAAAGAAAUUUUGGAUUGGGUGACAUUCAAGUAAAUUAUGAAAUAAAUCGCACCAAAAAUAAGAAGAAUGAAUUCACCAUGACAGUGGGUAAGCACACAGCAAAGGUAUUAUGCAAGAAUAAACGUGAAGGUAAACAAUUAGCUUCUCAAGCCAUUUUACAGAUUUUACAUCCACACAUUAAGACUUGGGGCUCUCUACUACGACUUUAUGGUAAUAAUUCUAUUAAAACUUUCAAGGAAAAAAAAAUGGAAGAACAAGAAAUUACAGUGCUUCAAAGUAAAGCAGCAAUUAAUCAACCAAAUUAUGCGAUAUUAGAUAAACUUAGAACUGAGAUGUUAAAAUUAGUUGAAAGAAAUAAGGAUAUAACAUUAAUGGGUACUUUUGUACCACCAAACGAUGUUGACUUGCCAUCCUCAUCUGGUUCUAAUUUAAAUAAUGUAGAUCUAUAAAUGCGGUAAUGCAGUGGCCCAAUCGGCUUAAGUAGAUCUUUACGAUCGCCAUUCAAACGUUACCUAAUUACAAAAUCGACAGAAAAUUACUUUUUUAACUUAACAUAUGUACUUAUUGUCAUAGGACCUCAAUAAGGAAACUCUAAACUGGUAUAUAGAGAUAAAUUUUAAUUAUUUUCAAAUAAAUUAAUUAUUGUUAGUAACUCUUAAUGUCGUUGUAAUAUAAAGAA
This is a messenger RNA of Teleopsis dalmanni, 2194 nucleotides long. RefSeq names its product microprocessor complex subunit DGCR8-like. Gene Ontology annotation, molecular function: primary miRNA binding; identical protein binding; heme binding. The record is from RefSeq and is a predicted model, not a curated record. Gene Ontology annotation, biological process: primary miRNA processing. The transcript is spliced from 8 exons. Gene Ontology annotation, cellular component: microprocessor complex. NCBI's taxonomy places the organism in Eukaryota, Metazoa, Arthropoda, Insecta, Diptera, Diopsidae. The coding region runs from base 105 to 1964 and encodes 619 amino acids.